Blepharisma stoltei is the source of this 1051-nucleotide messenger RNA. The record is from the annotation of a GenBank genome assembly. Lineage: Eukaryota; Ciliophora; Heterotrichea; Heterotrichida; Blepharismidae.
AUGACUACUAGGUUGCUUGAGAACCCAGUUGAAAAAGAAGCUGAAAAAGCAGUCAAACGAGACGAGUUUCUAAAAGAGUCCAAAGAAAACUCCACCAAGUCGCGGUAUGGUCUUUUUUCCUUCACAGGGACACUUGCGAUAUCUGAUGAUGCAGGAUAUUACAAAACUGCUUCAAAAAAACUACCAGAUGGAACUGUCAAAACCGGCCCAAAAAACUUCUCGACAAGCCCAACAAGGACAGGGAAAGGGCCUGACGUUUAUUUUUCGAAGCCUGAGUUCCUUAAUGGAGAUCUCUAUAGAGAUCCUAUAAAGCCACAGCUAAAUGAAAAAGAAAGAGCAGAAAAAAUGAAAAAAAGCCAUGACGUGCCCUUCCGACCAGCUGGGCCAGUAGAGGAGCCUAAAGGAUACGAAAACAUGCCAACUCAAACUUUCCACUAUAGACAAAGAGAGCCUGAUGGGUCAGUUAAGCUGGAGCCGAGAAACUUUUUUACGUCACCUCCUAAGGCAGGGGCAGCUAACUGUACACCUGGUGUUACUUUUGACAAAAAGAUUGACUAUAUUCCUGACCCUUAUGAUAGGGUCAAAGAACUAAAUAGACAAAAAGCCGCUGCUGAUAAGGCUAAACUCCAAGAUAGGCCAUUUAAGCCAAGUUCUCCAUCUGGCUAUACUUUUAGCGACUUUAAAACUGCUUUGGAAGACUCAAAAAUUCCUUUAAAAAUAAAAUCCCCAAAAUACAAAAUGAAUGUCCUUAAACAUGAUCGACCUUUCUUCCCAGCCAGCCCAACCAAGAAAAACAUUUUAGAGGCCUGCUUUGAUAAGUACCCGGAGCAUAUGUCAAACCCUCUAACCUACCCUCAGCGAAAAUCUCCAAGCUCCCAAGCCCCUUGGAAGCCUACAGUUAAUUUCAUUACUAAGCCAUCUCCUUCAGUAGCCCAAAAUCUUGCCAAUAUCAGAGCUGAGUUCCCAGGAGUAAAGAUAUAUCCUUAUUUUUCUGAAUUACAACUAAAUUUACCUUAUUUUUAUAUAGUAAUUUUGUAGUAAAUAGGAAUAA